UUUGAGAAUUAAUUGCAGUUUCGGAAGUUUUUCCCAUUUUUAAACCUGACUGAAUCAGCAAAAUGCUUGCUCCAGUUCCAGAAUUAUGGAAGUACAUCCCUGAAGAAAUCCUCAUCCAGAUUUUCUACUAUCUUUCUCUUCGAGACAGAUACACAGUCUUCCAGGUGUGCAGACAAUGGGCUACAGCCGUUUCUUCUAGCUCUGUUUGGCACUUCACAGAGAUCAGCUGUGAUUCAGAGGAUGAGGAAGGUAUGCUGCAGAGCCUGCUCCAGUUCCUCAGCCAAAUCAAACACCUGAAGAUUGUGUUUGACCAGUCCAAGGAGGUCAACCGGAAGAAUGUGACACGCAUCUUGGAUGUGUUGGCGAAACAGAACCACAAACUGCAGCAGCUGUGCAUUGUGUGCCAUGGGGAGAACCCCUAUUUCUACUCUGGCCAGGACAUCCUACAGAGUAUACGGAAUAUAUGUGACACUGAAAAUCAGAUAAAUCUUCAGCAUAUUGAUUUUCGAAAAAUGCCCUUCACUCUCGAUGAUGAGCUUGUUGAACUCUUAGCUACCGCCAACCCAAACUUGCACAGUUUGUUCAUCAACAACCGCACCUUGGUAUGCAACGUGGCACCAGAAACCAUUAGGAAAGUUCUCAGAGCAUGUCCCAAACUCUCAGCCUUGGGGGUUUAUUAUGCCAGUUUGUCUGACGAUGUGUUUCAGGAACUCCUCCAGCCCGAAAGAGCAGCUUUCACCCAUUUAGACAUUUUCUGUGAGCGCCUGGACAAAUAUAUACCAGUUAUCUCGGAUGUAAGUCAAAAGCAUCCUCAACUCUGUGUAGACCUAGAGUUUGAUCAUACGGUCCCUGCCAGCAAAAUACCACGGAUCCUAAAGCUGAAUAUACCUGUGAGCACACUGCAACUUAACACCUAUAAUUACAUGGUAGAUCAGAUUAGGUUUGUCACUCAGAGCUACAGCAGUACUUUAAAGAAGCUGACGCUGCAAACCACGUCCUCGGAGGACUUAAAUUCCUCGCUCGUAGAUCUGGCUAGGCAGUGCAGAAAUCUGCUGGAGGUGCACUGCUACUGUGUGGUCAGCCAGGAGGUGGUAGAAGCGUUCCUCACACACUGCGCCAGUCUGAAACAGUACACUCUGAAGGUCACCAAGGAACGGCACCCCUGGAAACCAGUAACAGUUCAGUGA
Pterocles gutturalis (yellow-throated sandgrouse) is the source of this 1187-nucleotide messenger RNA. It is a transcript of the gene FBXL8, whose product is annotated as F-box and leucine-rich repeat protein 8. Gene Ontology annotation, cellular component: SCF ubiquitin ligase complex. The transcript is spliced from 2 exons. Bases 63 to 1187 code for a protein of 374 amino acids. The record is from RefSeq and is a predicted model, not a curated record. NCBI's taxonomy places the organism in Eukaryota, Metazoa, Chordata, Aves, Pterocliformes, Pteroclidae. Gene Ontology annotation, biological process: SCF-dependent proteasomal ubiquitin-dependent protein catabolic process. Gene Ontology annotation, molecular function: protein binding.